AAUACCCCCCUCACUCCUUUACCUUCCGUAGCUUCGACGUAAGAUGAAGGCUGUUGUAUGGAAUACAUAACUUAAAGAUUCUAGUAAAAUAGAUUAUUGCCAACAAUGAUUAGGAAGUCUUGCGCGCAUCUUCACAUCUCUGGAUGUAACCCGGCUCGACGGGCGAUUGAGAUAUAAGCCUCGCAAAUUUCUACCCAAAUGACGUCUCAAGCAUUAUUUCCACGCCGAAUUGAAAAAGGGGUUGUACCAUGGCAAUGUAGAUGAGGGAGGCUGCAUAAGACCAACAUGAAAUAAUCUUCUUCCUUCGUCCAAGGGUUUAAAAUCUUCGAAAUACUUUUAUCAUCAUUAUCCAUUGCUAUAUCCUUCUAUCGAGAAGCAGCAGAAACGCAACAGGCCACCAUGGUCCAGAAGUCCACCAAUGUGACUCCCGUUGGGACUUCAUCUCAUGCUCGUAUCCGAACCCCUGAUUCAACUGUGUGGAGAAGCACGAAGGCUCGGGAUUUGGUAUCCAGUGUCAGAUUCUCUUGGGACAAGUACCAAAAGCUGUACUUCGUCGAAUUUCUAGAAACAGUCGGUCUCGGCUUUAAGAAUGCGGACAUCACCCCUUUACUUGUCCAACUCAACCUUGAUGGGUACGAAGACAUCGACAACGACUAUGGAGAGAACGUUCACGACUUAAUCGAAGAGAAAGUCCGACGCAAAAUAAAGAAUACAGCUGAUGAACUAGGCACGGAGAGGUUGAAGAAAGCAAGCUUCGGACCGAAAAUAGUUGAGCCGACUCAGAUACAGGAACCUGUGGCUGUUUCCAAGGACAUGGCUUCUAGUAAACCAGAAACUCUUAAACCCAAAACCAAAGCACCAGCGAGAGUCGCUAGAUCGUCAUUUGAGAUCCGAGGCGAAGACCAUAAAUCGACUGAUAAAACCUCGGAAAAGGGGGAAAGUGCGCGAUGCGACACGACCGCUCAGGGUACACUACCUCCGCAGCAGAGCCAUCCAUUCCUUAAGAUGCCCAAGGCCCCCAUCACUCUUAACUCGCUCAGUAGCUCAAGCACUUCAAAUGCUACUUCGAGUAGUUCAUCUACCUUUGGGCGCGAUAUCAAUUGCGGGAAACCAGUCCCGACAUUCUCAUUUCAAGGCUUACAAAGUCCAUCCAGCGGCCGAUCUACGCCUCAGAGGAGUAUUAAAUCCGAGUACUCCGACUACUCCUCUCCAUCGUUCGAGUUCGUCGACCCGGUAGCUUCCGAGAAAUCGACACCAUCCAGUGUCCAUCCUAACGAAGCGGACGAUCUAAGCUCAGCUAAACGCAGCAGAGCUAAACGGUCCAUCGGGCGCCUUGUGUCUUUAUUAAAACGCGCAGAGUCCGCACUCGACGAAGUCGAAAUCGCGUUUGAUGAUCUGCCGCAGAUGGAAGGAGGCAGUGAGCUAGCGGGCACUAUUCGUCGCUUGAGAUCGGAAUUUGAUGAUGUGCAAGUUGACGCGGAGGAAGUAGAGGAUUUCGCUGCGACUAAUCUGAAGAGUUGAAAGAUUUCUAACUCAACGAGAGGAUAUUUAUUUUCGUAUGUUUUUCUAUGAUGGGACUUUUAGGAGAGGAGUUGUUGCUUAGAUACUGGAUGUCUGUGUCGUUAUUUAGGAGACGUUGGCAGCCUGUUUAUUUUACAGGCACGUAGAAGUCAAUUUAUUCAGUCGCAAAAGGUCUAGAAAACGCUUUCCUUAUAGUAGUGUACGUACCUCUCUCAUACCGAAUGCAGAGGAUUGAAAGACGUAGAAUGGUGAUGGAUAUUUCCACCCGUGCUUUUUACAAGAACCAUAGAACGAAAAAGGGGUAAAUAACCAUACUUAUGUACGACAUAAUAACUCUUGAGAUCUCAGG
Messenger RNA from Annulohypoxylon truncatum, 1870 nucleotides. RefSeq lists its product as uncharacterized. The transcript has 3 exons. The record is from RefSeq and is a predicted model, not a curated record. NCBI's taxonomy places the organism in Eukaryota, Fungi, Ascomycota, Sordariomycetes, Xylariales, Hypoxylaceae. The coding region runs from base 400 to 1521 and encodes 373 amino acids.